This is a messenger RNA of Vicugna pacos (alpaca), 3012 nucleotides long. It is a transcript of the gene HSP90AA1, whose product is annotated as heat shock protein 90 alpha family class A member 1. Gene Ontology annotation, molecular function: ATP hydrolysis activity; ATP binding; ATP-dependent protein folding chaperone. NCBI's taxonomy places the organism in Eukaryota, Metazoa, Chordata, Mammalia, Artiodactyla, Camelidae. Gene Ontology annotation, biological process: protein folding. The record is from RefSeq and is a predicted model, not a curated record.
CGGGAGGCUUCUGGAAAAGGCGCCGCGCGCUGGGCGGACCCGCCUCUAUAUAAGGGAGGCGCGGGGGCGGCGUGCCAGUUGCUUCUGCGUCCUGGUGCUGCCUUGUUGCGGAGCCUGUGCGGUCCUUCAGCCGAGAUGCCCGAGGAGACCCAGACCCAAGACCAGCCGAUGGAGGAGGAGGAGGUGGAGACGUUCGCCUUCCAGGCGGAGAUUGCCCAGUUGAUGUCCCUGAUCAUCAACACUUUCUACUCGAAUAAGGAGAUCUUCCUGAGGGAGCUGAUUUCGAAUUCGUCUGAUGCUCUGGACAAGAUCAGGUACGAGAGCUUGACGGAUCCCAGUAAACUAGACUCUGGGAAAGAGCUGCACAUUAAUCUCAUUCCGAACAAGCAGGAUCGAACCCUCACCAUUGUGGACACCGGAAUCGGAAUGACCAAGGCCGAUUUGAUCAAUAACCUUGGUACUAUCGCCAAGUCGGGUACCAAGGCGUUCAUGGAGGCCUUGCAGGCUGGUGCAGACAUCUCUAUGAUUGGCCAGUUCGGUGUCGGGUUUUACUCCGCCUAUCUGGUUGCUGAGAAAGUGACCGUUAUCACCAAACACAACGACGACGAGCAGUAUGCCUGGGAGUCUUCUGCAGGAGGGUCCUUCACAGUGAGGACUGACACAGGAGAACCUAUGGGUCGUGGAACAAAGGUUAUCUUGCAUCUAAAAGAAGACCAAACCGAGUACUUGGAGGAAAGAAGGAUAAAGGAGAUUGUGAAGAAACACUCACAGUUUAUUGGCUAUCCGAUUACUCUUUUUGUGGAGAAGGAACGUGAUAAGGAAGUCAGUGAUGAUGAGGCGGAGGAAAAGGAAGACAAAGAGGAGGAAAAGGAAAAAGAAGAAAAGGAGUCCGAUGACAAACCUGAAAUAGAAGAUGUCGGUUCCGAUGAAGAGGAAGAGGAAAAGAAGGAUGGUGACAAGAAGAAGAAGAAGAAGAUUAAGGAGAAAUACAUCGAUCAGGAGGAGCUGAACAAAACGAAGCCCAUUUGGACCAGGAAUCCUGACGACAUUACUAAUGAAGAAUAUGGAGAAUUCUAUAAGAGCUUGACCAACGACUGGGAAGAUCACUUGGCAGUGAAGCAUUUUUCAGUUGAAGGACAGUUGGAAUUCAGAGCCCUCCUUUUUGUCCCAAGACGUGCUCCGUUUGACUUAUUCGAAAACAGAAAGAAAAAGAACAACAUUAAGCUGUAUGUUCGCAGAGUUUUCAUCAUGGACAACUGUGAGGAGCUGAUCCCAGAAUAUCUGAAUUUCAUUAGAGGCGUGGUGGACUCUGAAGACCUCCCUCUAAAUAUUUCCCGAGAGAUGUUGCAACAAAGCAAAAUUUUGAAAGUUAUCAGGAAGAACUUGGUCAAAAAAUGUUUAGAACUCUUCACUGAACUGGCAGAAGAUAAAGAGAACUACAAGAAAUUUUAUGAGCAGUUCUCUAAAAAUAUUAAGCUUGGAAUACAUGAAGAUUCUCAAAAUCGGAAGAAGUUGUCGGAGCUGUUGAGGUACUACACGUCUGCUUCUGGUGAUGAGAUGGUUUCCCUCAAGGACUACUGCACAAGAAUGAAGGAAAACCAGAAACACAUCUAUUAUAUCACAGGUGAGACCAAGGACCAGGUAGCGAACUCUGCCUUCGUGGAGCGUCUUCGGAAGCACGGCCUGGAAGUGAUCUACAUGAUCGAGCCUAUUGAUGAGUACUGUGUCCAGCAGCUGAAGGAAUUUGAGGGAAAGACCUUAGUGUCAGUCACCAAAGAGGGCCUAGAGCUUCCAGAAGAUGAAGAAGAGAAAAAGAAACAGGAAGAAAAAAAGACAAAGUUUGAAAACCUCUGCAAAAUCAUGAAGGACAUCUUGGAGAAGAAAGUUGAGAAGGUAGUCGUGUCAAACCGACUGGUGACGUCCCCAUGCUGCAUUGUCACCAGCACGUAUGGCUGGACAGCGAACAUGGAAAGGAUCAUGAAGGCUCAGGCCCUGAGAGACAACUCCACCAUGGGUUACAUGGCAGCAAAGAAGCACCUGGAGAUCAACCCGGACCAUUCCAUCAUCGAAACCUUACGGCAGAAGGCAGAGGCCGACAAGAACGACAAGUCCGUGAAGGAUCUGGUCAUCCUGCUCUACGAAACUGCCCUCCUGUCCUCCGGCUUCAGUCUGGAAGACCCCCAGACACAUGCCAACAGGAUCUAUAGGAUGAUCAAACUCGGUCUUGGUAUUGAUGAGGAUGACCCGACUGCUGAUGACAGCAGUGCGGCGGUGACGGAGGAGAUGCCGCCCCUGGAAGGGGACGACGACACGUCGCGCAUGGAGGAAGUGGACUAGGCGUCCGCGGCCAGCUCCUGUACCCCUGCUCAGUCCUCUAGCUCCAUUCCCUCCCAUAAUCUAUUUUCAAGUAUUUCUUUCUUUAUUUUUGUUAACGUUUAAAAUAUCCGUAUGGCAUGACAAUAACUACGUAAGGGGGAGAUAAGAUUUCUUUCUAAGUGUGAUACUGUGAUACUUUAGGCCCUAAAGCAGAGCUAGUUUUUCCUCCUAGUUUCACGUUGGCUUAUUUUAACAGGUCGAGGUAGCGUUUGUUGAAAGUUGUAUGUAACUUAACGUUAACUUUGUGUUCUGGAGUAUGUAGCUAUCAAGCGAAUUCUUUAGUAGACCAAAUCUUUCGUUGUUGAAGUGCUCUGAACUACAUACCUUGAUGUUUAAAGCAACUGUCAUCUUCUGGGAUCUACUUUUUAAACUUUCCAUCCCCUGUAGUUACCGACUGCAUGAACCAGGCUUCUAGGAGAUAGUAUGUUAAACCGAACCAACUCGUUGGGAAUAACUGUCCGUCCAUAGGGCUUGUUUUCCAAAGAAAAGUAUUUAGAGUAGCAAAACUAUAAGCCAACCUAAGGCAUGUUGUAAAGCUGUGUGAAAAGUAACUCCGCAAGUUUUGUGAGUGGAAAUGUAGUGUGUAAGUCACAUUUUGCUUUAAAAAGUUGUAACAAAUACAAAUGAAUUAAAAAA